Messenger RNA from Macrosteles quadrilineatus (aster leafhopper), 934 nucleotides. RefSeq names its product inorganic pyrophosphatase-like. Gene Ontology annotation, cellular component: cytoplasm. NCBI's taxonomy places the organism in Eukaryota, Metazoa, Arthropoda, Insecta, Hemiptera, Cicadellidae. The transcript is spliced from 9 exons. The record is from RefSeq and is a predicted model, not a curated record. Gene Ontology annotation, molecular function: inorganic diphosphate phosphatase activity; magnesium ion binding. Bases 1 to 849 code for a protein of 282 amino acids. Gene Ontology annotation, biological process: phosphate-containing compound metabolic process.
AUGUGUGACGAGGAAGUCGACGUAGCUAUUGCUGUAUUGUCAUUGAUUGCAACAUUGGAUAUCAUUCCGCCCCGGUGCAGUGCGUGUAUCGUCGCACCUACCAGUCAAAUGACAGGAUACAAUGCCAUUGCAGCUGUGGAAACAAUAUUGUCAUUGUUUAAGAUUGCCACCAAAGACCCUCUCAACCCAAUCAAACAGGAUAUCAAGAAAGGUGCGUUGAGGUUUGUGGCCAACUGCUUCCCUCACCACGGCUACAUCUGGAACUACGGGGCUCUUCCUCAGACUUGGGAAAACCCCAAUGCUGUUGACCAUCACACCAACUACAAGGGUGACAAUGAUCCCAUUGAUGUUUUGGAGAUCGGGCACAGAGUGGCAAAAAGGGGAGAGGUCGUAGCAGUGAAGAUACUAGGAACUAUUGCUUUGAUUGAUGAAGGUGAAACUGACUGGAAAAUAUUUGCAAUAGAUGUAAAAGAUCCCAUUGCUGACAAACUCAAUGAUAUCAACGACAUUGAAAAGGAAUUUCCUGGUUUGAUGAAAGCCACCUUGGAAUGGUUCAGGAUAUAUAAAAUUCCCGAUGGAAAACCUGAAAACCAGUUUGCAUUUAAUGGAGAAGCUAAGGACAAGGCAUUUGCUCUUAAUGUAAUUCAAGAAGUCCAUUCCCAUUGGAAGGAUCUAAUCAACAAGAAAACUGAUGCCGGAGGACUUUCAUGCUCAAACGUUAGUGUGGAUGGCCCGUUCAAGAUCAGCCAAGCUGAAGCCAACGCUGUGUUAGACAAAGAGCCCCCUUCCAAACCUGCUGCUCCUACUGCUUCUACAGUGGACAAAUGGCAUUUCAUUACUCUCAAGUAACACAUGUAAAGAAAAGCAAGACAAAUGGCCGGUAUUAGCUCAUGAUGAAGGAUGGUGUUUUGUAUAAUAAAGGUUAACGUUAUCU